Messenger RNA from Arachis stenosperma, 1337 nucleotides. RefSeq lists its product as uncharacterized. The transcript has 10 exons. NCBI's taxonomy places the organism in Eukaryota, Viridiplantae, Streptophyta, Magnoliopsida, Fabales, Fabaceae. The record is from RefSeq and is a predicted model, not a curated record. Gene Ontology annotation, molecular function: mRNA binding. The coding region runs from base 225 to 1022 and encodes 265 amino acids.
UAAAGGGCAAACGAAUGCUCCAAGGCCCAAAACGACAUCGUCUAAUAUGAGAAAAGGCAAGUUCUAGUAAACGACACCAACACAGUACUCCUGGAUUUCGUUUCAUCUGAGUAACUACAAAGCAAAAACCCUGUCACCACCGAAAACAUUUUCCCACUCUUCUCGACUCUUUCUCCGGCCACCGUCAUCGCCGCCACACACGACUGCGAAAUCUCCGAGGGUAAAUGGCUCACCAACCGUUUGACCCAUACUACGCAUACCAGCAGCAGGAUGAGCGAAGCCACAUCAACACGUUGUUUGUGUCGGGCCUCCCAGACGACGUGAAGGCGCGUGAGAUUCACAACCUCUUCCGCCGUCGCCCCGGCUUCGACUCCUGCCAGCUAAAGUACACCGGACGCGCCAACCAGGUUGUUGCGUUUGCUACUUUUUUCAAUCAUCAAUCGGCGAUGGCAGCAUUGCACGCUUUAAAUGGCGUGAAAUUUGAUCCACAAGCUGGUUCUGUUUUGCAUAUUGAACUUGCUAGGUCAAACUCAAGGAGGAAGCGUAAGCCAGGUAGCGGAGCCUAUGUUGUUAUAGAUAAACGGUCUAAAGGAGAGGCUGAUGUUCAAGGGUCAUCAAGUGAUGAUGGUGACAGUGAUCCUGAUGAACCAUCAGGAAGUGGUGGCAGCCAUGGUGAUUUAGCAACCACUAAAAGCAGUGAGAUUAAGUUUGGCUCUGACAGUGCUGUGUCUGCGGAACAGCAUGAAAGGGGUCCUGAUGGAGGACCAUGCUCUACUCUCUUCAUUGCAAAUCUUGGUCCAAACUGCACCGAAGAUGAACUGAGACAAACUUUCUCAGUGUAUGCUGGAUUCAACAUGGUCAAAAUCCGUUCUAGAGGAGGAAUGCCGGUUGCAUUUGCUGAUUUUGAUGAAGUUGAACAAGCUACUAAGGUCAUGGAGCAGCUUCAGGGCAGCAUGCUGUCAUCGUCAGAUCGGGGUGGCAUGCACAUAGAAUACGCAAGGUCUAAAAUGAGGAAGCAUUAGAAGAAAUGGAAGCAAGCCAAUUUCCAGAUAAUUUUGUUGUUUGAUAUAAAGGCCAACAUUGUGUUUUCUCUAGCAUAGUUGCAACGUAUUGGAAAUAUUGGGAAUGUUUACCAACGUUAGAAAACAUCUUCAUUUUGUAGUAUAUUCCUUUCACUAAUAUAAAAAAAGAUAUUCCCUCAUUUUGUUUUUAUCCUUCAUUUUAGCUAAAUUUAUUACUGAGUUAUGGACUAAACAUGUCCUUGAUCUAUAAAGCUUGAUUUGUAAUGUUAAAUGGAAUAUUGUUGAGAAAUAGAGAUAUUAUGUACGUUCUGAUGA